Cyclospora cayetanensis is the source of this 2016-nucleotide messenger RNA. RefSeq lists its product as uncharacterized. Bases 1 to 2016 code for a protein of 671 amino acids. The transcript has 18 exons. Gene Ontology annotation, molecular function: glucosaminyl-phosphatidylinositol O-acyltransferase activity. NCBI's taxonomy places the organism in Eukaryota, Apicomplexa, Conoidasida, Eucoccidiorida, Eimeriidae. Gene Ontology annotation, cellular component: membrane; endoplasmic reticulum. The record is from RefSeq and is a predicted model, not a curated record. Gene Ontology annotation, biological process: GPI anchor biosynthetic process; protein localization to plasma membrane.
AUGAGCGCUCGUGUCUGCGGGCAGGUUGCUGCGGCGCGCGCAUCUGCGGCUUCCAAAAAGAGCAUUCGAGUCUCACUUAUCAAUUCACUCCAUGCAUGUAUCCAACUUUUACGCUUUAGCAAAGAAUCAGUGCAAAAUGAACGACGCGAAAUCCGUGCAGCACCACCUGACCGCCGCAGCCGAAACCGGCGGCCGGCCUCGAAGUACUCAGGACAAGCUGAGCUGCACGGGCCCCUCGCCCGUGGUUCCGCUGUGGACGCAGGUGUUGCGGGCGCUGUCGCCUGUCCAGCUCCCUGGUCCCCGAAUUAUGUAUCUCCCACCAUCCGCGGCUCAUUUGUCACUGCCGGAUUUCCUCUGCGGCAGCCUCCUCCUCUAGGGGCCCCCGAAGGGGACGCCCGCCAGGGGGGAGGCCUUGAGGCCCUCGGGCAAAUCCUCGCAGACUGCACUCUCACGGCUACAACCGCGCAGUAUCAGAAAAUCCUGACAUUCGGCAGCUACGACAAAUAUGCCAAGCCCGAUCUGCUCGAGCUGUUGCUGUGCAUUACGCUAAUCGGUGUACGUCUCCUAGAGCCGAUACAGCUGGGAGAUUCCGCAGCAGGCCACUCUUCUGCCAGCCUGCUCUUUCGCGUCUUGCACAAGAUCUUCGCUCCUCUUUUUCUCUACUGCUUCGUUUCGCUCUGGCUGUGCCUCCCAAACGACGUCUCUCUACCCCUCCUAGUGGCAACAGCUGCUGCCUCCGCCUCCCUCCUUUCCCUUCCCGCACUCUCCCCAGACACUCUGAGCGCAUUUAUUUGUUGCUUCCUCUUCCCAUGCUACGCCUUCGUCUUCCCACUGUCGAUCGGCCCUCUCGUGAGCUCCCAGCUCCUCUUCUGCCUCCUUGUGGCGCUUCUGUGCCGUGGCAGUCACGGAAGUAUCUCCAUGAAGCGCCUGCUAAAAGACGGCGAAGUUUCAACGCUAAAGAAAGGGCAUUUGUUACCGUUUGCGCACCAUCGCUCAAUGCAGAUGAUCGUCACAUGUGUUGCGAUCCUUGGUGUUGACUUUCUCACGUUUCCACGGAAAUUUUGCAAGAGCGUCAACUCCGGAGUGACCCUUAUGGACUUGGGUGUUGGUGGCAUUAUCUUUACUUCUGGAAUGGUUUCGAGGCAUGCGAAGGGCAGCCGUGAGAGCAGUGAGUCUUUCUGGAGCGCUUUACGCCGAGCGGCGUUGCAGAGCGGCGCCUUGGGUAUCUUUGGGUUCGUUCGUCUCAUCGUCAUGGCGUCUACGAACCUCCAUGUUUCCGUUAGCGAAUACGGCGUUCACUGGAAUUUUUACAUGACUCUCAUGGUAGUUUUUGUCUUGGGGGAGGCCAUCUGCAUCUUGAGCGGUCACCCAUACAAAGCGGGUAUCUGGGGCUUCUGUCUGCUUCUCCUUUAUCAGUUCCUCGUGUCUGCUCUCGAUUUGGAUGAGUGGAUGAUGGAGGGCCCCCGCACCAACUUUUUUUCUGCAAACAGGGAGGGAAUCAUGGGUUCUCUAGGAUUUUUAUGCUUGUUCCUGAUGGCAGUGGCUGUCGGCCACUUUAUGGUAACGAGAGCUCCAAUCCGAAGCAGCGAGGAUUCUUCCAACCGCAAACUGAGGCCCCUGUCUCUUGUCAUACAUCUCUUCUUUGCGUCUUUCCUGGUGCUUUCCUUUGGAUUGCUGCUGCAAGAGGGCCUCUCCCUUCUGCCGCGGCGCCGCUUCGUUAAUCUCACGUGGGUUGCUUUUGUUGGAGGCAUUGAACUCUUCGCAGUAGGGAUUUCAACUGCGUGUGACGCACUCGCCGCUCGCGUCGGCCACCAAUGGGCCUUGCAGGGCACCAACAGCAAUCAGUUGAUUAUAUUUCUGUUAGCAAAUCUGUUCGUGGGCCUAGUAAACUUGUGUCUUCGUACCUUGCUUCUGCCGGCAAUCCUUGUGUGGUUGAUUAUGACUGCCUACAUGUCUAUUCUAUUCUUGUGCGCUCACCGCCUCGGGAUAGCGGGCAAGCGUAUCAAGCUAAUUUGA